Seminavis robusta is the source of this 1248-nucleotide messenger RNA. Lineage: Eukaryota; Bacillariophyta; Bacillariophyceae; Naviculales; Naviculaceae. The record is from the annotation of a GenBank genome assembly.
AUGAGCGACAACAACAGCAGCGACGACGAUGAAACCAAUAGGGCGUCUCAACAGAUGCAAAAGGGCUUGCGAGAGACGAACCAAAAAGUGGAAGCAUCGCUGCUGACGGCGAUUCAGGAUCAUGUUAAAAAUCACUCGAAAAAGUCGGGAGUGGAUUUUCUGGACGUCAAGAACAGUUUGCUCUUGUCCUAUUUGAUUGACCUGACAGUCUACUUGAAAGCCAAAAUGACGGGGGCACCUCCAUCCAAUCUGCAUCGCCUGCGAGAAAUGAAAGUUGUCUUGGACAAACUGCGUGGUCUCGACAAGAAGCUCCGCUAUCAAAUUGACAAGUUGUUGCAAGCCGAAACCGCGGCGACCUAUGUGACUUCAGCAGCAGAACAAGAUGACGAUGAAGAAAAGGAGGACACACAUCAGUCGGACGAUCCGCUGCAAUAUCGACCCAAUCCAAAGGCAUUUGAUGAUGACGAUGAUGAUUCUAGUGGCAAUUCAGAGGAUGAGGGAGACAAGGAUUCGGAUAACAGUGAUGACGAUGACGAUGAUGACUUGGAAGCCGCCAAACGCACUCUUGCCAUGACCAAAAAGUCCAAAAGCGAUAAUAAAAAACACGACAAUGACGACGAUGGCAUUUACAAAGCACCUCGCAUGACCGCCAUGCCCUACAUGCUGGACAAACAGGACAAGGAAGCCGCGCGACAAAAGCGAGAACGACGUCGAUUGAGGACUUCGGAAUUGGCACAAUCUUUGCGACAGCAAUACGGAGAUGCACCCGAACAAGAGGAUCUCCAUGGUGGAACCAGCGUGCUUGUGGGCAAAGAGGCCAUGGCGGCCAAGAAGUUUGCCAAAUUCCAGGAAGAAAAGACACAGUUUGAAGAAGACGCCAUGAUCCGAUUGACCGUCACAAAGAAAGAAAAGAAGGAACGCAAACGCAUAGAGCGCAUGGAAGCCAACAAUUGGACUGGAAUUGCCGAUUUGGGGAAUUUGGCGCGAGAGGCCAGUCGAGUGAUUGGUGAUGAUGGGGAUGAUGCAAAUAACCAUAGUGACAAUGAUGACCGAAACAAGAAAUCCUUUCGUGGUAGCACCGACCGACACGCCAAUGGCAAACGCAAAAAGAACGUGAUGGAUCAGGAAGGACGGCCCAUGAAGAAUAUGGGACGAAAGCAGCAAGGCAAAGCCAAGAAUGCCUAUCAGGCAGCAUUGUUUGGAGGUGGUGGUGAUGGUGGAAACAAGAAAAAGAAAUCCAAACGAUAA